AUGUCACUUUACGGCGAUUUACCUCCUCCCACACAUUCAGCACCCAAUGUAGAUAAAGAGGAAACUCAACAAUCCGCAAUGGAAACGCAAUCUACGAGUUCGAAAUCAAAAUCUGCUCUUCCAGUUGGUUGGACUCCAGGAACUUUACGUUUUAUGCCUACUAUUCAAAGAAAACCUGUUAUACAAGCAAAACCAAAACUUACUCCUAAGGUCCCUGUAACAUCUCCCAAUCCUCCCGCCGUAUCGACUUCUCCAAACCAAAAUAUCGUUACAACUUCUAGUCUAAACAGUGUCGUAUCAACUCCGCCUCCUGUUGCUGUCUCUACUGAUAGUGAACCUAUCGCCACACCUAGUUCUACGUCAAUUUCUUCUCCAAAACAGUCUUUAGGUUCGGAAGAUGUCAAUGAUUAUAAAGCUUUUGUGAAUAAUCAACGCAAUCAACGUAGCGCUUUUGAAAAAGGGAAAAAACAAGGAAAAGGUGUUAAAAGGCAAGCACCCUUAUCAAUGGAAGAUGACUAUGACCCUACACGUCCAAAUGAUUAUGAAGAAUAUAAAGAAUAUGAAAAAAAACGUAAAGAAAUAGCUUAUCAUGAAGAACAUUCUCGACGUAGAUCAAUGAGUCCAGAACCAAGGCAACGUACACCACCUCGUUCAUUUCCUCCCCCACCAACAUUAUAUUCAGAAACUCAAUCAUCAGCAGCUGAAACAUCCGUACAAGAAAUUCCUAGACCGCGUACUCCGCCUGCUAAGAUCGAUUUAGAUAUAACUGGUGAAGAAGCAUUCUUAAGAAGAGCACGGCUGAGCAACCAGACAGCUCAAAAAUCUCCUGAACCAAAACCUUCAUCUGGUCUAUCUAGUGGUGAAGAUUUUGCCCAUCGAAUACUUGCUAAAUAUGGUUGGCAGGAAGGUCAAGGUUUAGGAAAAAAUGAACAAGGUAUUAAUGAACCUCUGAAAGUCCAAAAAACGGACUAUAGAUCAGGAAUCAUCGUUAAUACAUCCACUAAUAUACCGGCUCAAGCGAAAAGUGAUCCAAUUCCUUCGAAUGUUGAAGUACCUUCCAGAGUAAUUUUAUUGACCAAUAUGGUUGGUCCUGGUGAAGUGGACGAUACUCUUCAAGAAGAAACAGCUGAUGAAUGCAAUGAAAAAUAUGGAACUGUGGAACGUUGCCUUAUAUUUGAGGUACCUCACGGCAAGUUACCAGAUGAUCAAGCUGUAAGAAUAUUCGUAAAGUUUGAGGCACAAGCAGCUGCAUUAAAAGCGAAGAAAGAUCUUAAUGGUCGUUUCUUUGGAGGUCGUUCCGUAACUGCUAAGUUCUUCGACGAAUCAAGAUUUGACAAAUACGAUUUGGCACCUUCUCCAGCAGAAAUCCAAAAAGCCAAACAAAAGGAAUAG
Molecule: messenger RNA, 1392 nt
Organism: Dentiscutata heterogama
Lineage: Eukaryota; Fungi; Glomeromycota; Glomeromycetes; Diversisporales; Gigasporaceae
Source: the annotation of a GenBank genome assembly